AUGGAGGUGGGGAUGAGAGUUUCACAAGUUGAAGAAGAGUUUGAAGAACAUAAUCUGAAUAUUGAAGACGAAUCAAAUGAGACACAUGAGGAUCAAAACGUGGAAGACGGUGAAAGCGAAAAUGUCACUUGUUUGAAUUUGAGCUUUAGUGAUCCUGCUACUUGGCCAAAUGCAAUGAUCAAGUCUGACAAAUUCUGGUGGAACAUGGGCCGGAACAAGUUCAGCAGUUCGAUUUUCCCAAAGAUAGUAAGCAAAGAAAAUUCUCGACAAUUCAUUACAAACGUAGACUUGUUAAUGGAGAAGAAAUGCACCGUCAGUGGCUGCAGUAUUCCACAUCUAGUGAUUCUGUCAUUUGCUUCUGCUGCAAGUUGUUUGGCAGUAGUACUAUUGGCACAUCAUCUCUUUCUGAAAAAGGCUCAAAGGAUUGGAAAAAACAUGUCUGCAAUUCUUUCACGGCACGAGAAAAGCAGUGAACAUUUGACGAACAUUCAAACAUGGAAGGAACUUGAACUGCGAUUGAAAUACAAGAGAACAAUUGAUGAAGAACAUUUGCGCUUGAUUAAGCAAGAAGAAAAGUAUUGGCAGCAAAUACUAAAACGUCUGAUUGCUUUGGUCAGAGUUCUUGGUGUGCAAAACCUGGCCUUUCGGGGAACACAUGAAAAACUGCACACUUCUGGUAAUGGGAACUUCCUCAAAUUUGUCGAAUAUCUAGCUUUGUUUGACCCACUUAUGGAUGAGCAUCUUCGCAGGAUUAAGGACCAGGAGAUGCAUGUACAUUACUUAUGGAAAGACAUACAGAAUGAGCUUACAGCUUCAGAGAACGAGAAUGAGACUGAAUCAGUAUGCAUAAAGGAACACUUCUUGGGAUUUGUGUUGCUUAUGGAGACAACUGGAGCUGGUAUGACAGAAACUAUUCUUCACCAGUUAGAAGAGAUGUCAUUGCCUAUAGAAAACUUGCGUGGUCAAGGCUAUGACAAUGGGAGCAAUAUGAAAGGGAAAGAAAAUGGUCUUGGUGACAUCUAUGAUGCUCUGAUAGACAUCUGUGAAGACACUACUCUAACAGGAUCAUCUGGCAAUACAUCACGAGUUGAUGCAAAGGCUCUUAAAAAAGCCAUUUCUAAGUUUCUUGUUUCUCUUGUUUUGUGGUAUGACAUAUUGUUUGAGAUCAACAUGACUAGCAAACAACUUCAGGCAAAAGAAUUCGACAUAUGUGAUGCCAUUAAUCAACUUGGAGAAACCAAGAAGUUUUUUGUGGGCUGCAGAAGUGACGCAGCCUUUGAGAAAACAUUGGUAGAUGCAGGUGAACUUGCGGAGGAGUUGGAUGUACCAGCACUUUUUGAACCAGAUCCAAUCCGUAUUAGAAAGAAGAGGAAGCAGUUCACAUAUGAAGCAGACGACGAACCUAUUUAUAAUCCGAAAGAAAAAUUCAAAGUGAACUUUUAUUUUGCAGUCAUUGACACAGCAAUACAUUUGAUUAAAGAAAGAUUCACACUGAUGCAGCAAAUUAGUUCAGUAUUUGGCUUCAUAUACGAUGUUUACAGUUUGCAAAAUAAAACACCAAAGCAAAUUAUGGAACAUUGCUUGAAUCUGGAGCAAGCUUUGCAAAAUGGUGAAUCCAAAGAUAUUGAUGCCUUUGACUUGUGCAGUGAAUUGCAAGCUAUUGCAAGACGAGUCCAAAGGAGUUAA
Emys orbicularis (European pond turtle) is the source of this 1686-nucleotide messenger RNA. RefSeq lists its product as uncharacterized. The record is from RefSeq and is a predicted model, not a curated record. Lineage: Eukaryota; Metazoa; Chordata; Testudines; Emydidae.